This is a messenger RNA of Cuscuta europaea, 890 nucleotides long. The record is from the annotation of a GenBank genome assembly. NCBI's taxonomy places the organism in Eukaryota, Viridiplantae, Streptophyta, Magnoliopsida, Solanales, Convolvulaceae.
AUCACCGAGCUACUCCCUGCACGCAGUAAGAUUCUCCGCCCAUUCUUCUUCUCCCUUUUUCUUUUCUCUCAUUCUCGUGUAACUCUCCUCCUCCAAAUCCCUACUUUUACACCUAACUAUCACCCAGCUACUCCUUUCUGCGCAGUAAGCUCUCCCCCUUUUCUUUUCAUUUUUAUGCAAAUCUACUUAUCAAAAUCCAUGUUUUUACACACAACCUCUCAUCCUCUAGACAACUCACUUCUUCAUCUCUUCUUUCUAGUGUCUGCACAAUAUCCCCUUCUCUCUUUUAAUUUAGCUAUCAUAAACAACAAAACGAUGAAUUAUUCUCUCUAUGAUGGGUCCGGGAAAAGCGUCGCAUAAGAGGAAGAGGGUGGCACCCGCGGAGAAUCGAAGACUCGGAAAUUGAAGAAUCAAAGAGGUGGAAGGGGUGUAAAUCAGAAGUGGAGCAAAUCAGGGUAGUCUUUGCGAGCAGAAGCUAUCGGAGACAUAUGGGCGUAAUUGCGCAACUAGAAAUUCAAUUGAUGAUCCAAGACACUUGCUCUUGAGGAACAAUCAAGUAUUGGAGUUUGCACACUUUGACCAUCGAGAAUUUAUUUUGAAUUUUGUUUGAAAAUGAUGACUCUAUUUGUUCAUUUAUUUGGACAAGGCAUGAGAUAAAACAAAUGAUGGCAGACAAGAAUGAGAGCUUCAAAGCAAAGGAUAACAAAGGAUUUAUGCUUGUAAUUACUUAUAUUGUAAAGUUAAAGUUUUUACAAUUAGAAUGAUAUUGUAUUUGGAGUGAUUUAUGUUCUCAAAGAUGUUCUUAAAGUUUUUACAUUUGGAAUGAUAUUGUAUUUGGAAUGAUAUUGAAUUAUGAAAGGUGAAUUAGUAAUCUUACUCUCAUUAUGGAU